GUCGGGCGGGCGGGCGGGUGGCGGUGUCGCUGCGUGCAGCUCCGCAGGGGUCUCCUCAGGCUGCAGCCCCGCAGCGCCUCGGCCCGGCCGCUCCCUCCCUGCUCUUUGCUUCCCCCCUUCCCCUCCCCUCUUCGCGGCUUCCCCCUCCCCGACCCUUUCCUCCUCCCGCAUCCGCCGCCAUGUCCCGCUACCUGCGUCCCCCCAACACCUCGCUCUUCGUGAGGAACGUGGCCGAUGACACCCGGUCUGAAGACUUGCGCCGGGAGUUUGGUCGCUACGGACCUAUAGUUGAUGUUUAUGUUCCACUUGACUUCUACACCCGGCGUCCCAGAGGAUUUGCAUACGUUCAAUUUGAAGAUGUCCGGGAUGCAGAGGAUGCUCUCCACAACCUGGAUCGGAAGUGGAUUUGUGGCCGGCAAAUAGAAAUCCAGUUUGCACAGGGGGAUCGGAAGACACCAAAUCAGAUGAAGGCCAAGGAAGGGAGAAACCUGUACAGUUCCUCUCGUUAUGAUGAUUAUGACAGGUACAGGAGGUCCAGGAGUCGCAGUUACGAGAGGAGGCGGUCUAGAAGUCGUUCCUUUGAUUACAGCUACAGAAGAUCAUACAGUCCCAGAAACAGUAGACCUACUGGAAGACCCCGUCGUAGCAGAAGCCAUUCGGACAAUGAUAGGUUCAAACACCGCAAUCGAUCUUUUUCAAGAUCUAAGUCCAAUUCAAGAUCACGAUCCAAGUCACAGCCCAAGAAAGAAAUGAAGGCUAAAUCACGGUCUAGGUCUGCAUCUCACACCAAAUCUAGAGGCACCUCUAAAACAGAUUCUAAAACACACUAUAAGUCCAGCUCAAGAUAUGAAAAGGAGUCGAGAAAAAAAGAACCAGCUAGAUCCAAAUCACAGUCAAGAUCACAUUCUAGAUCUAGGUCAAAAUCCAGAUCAAGGUCAUGGACUAGUCCCAAGUCCAGUGGCCACUAACAGUGUAUCCAUGUUGUUUUAGGCAUGUAAGAUUCAUUUACACACAGUUCAGUUUACUUAAAUUAUCAGGAAUAUGAUGUUGCAACAGUGCUAAAAAAUAUUUUCUUUGUCAGUUUUCCCUGUAGCCAACAAUGGUUAAAAUUAAAACAGUGUUGAGAAGCCACUAAGAGAGAGAGAGAGAAAGAGAGAGAGAGAGAAUAUCCACUUGGUUAAAUGUCAUGGGCAGCUACUGACCUGGUUGUGGUGUCUCUAUGUAUAUUUUUGUAAAGAUUUGCAUUUUUAAUGCUUAGGUAUUGGUGAUGAUUUGACUGAUCGUAACUUGCAACAUGGUCCUAUUAAAAAUGUCAUCCCCAUAGAGAGAUUGGUUUGUGCUGAACAGUUAAACCAAGUGUUUAACUUGUUCUUUACUGCUAAACUUUGUGAUAGGAAAGCAGAAAACUGGACAGCUGUAGUGCAACCCUGACUGACUGCUGUGAAAUGCAGACUGGCAGCUGUGUUCCCACUGUUGAAAGGCAGGUUUCUGUGUCCUCCAUGCCCUCUGACACCUCUGGUCAGCAAAUGGAGCUCUGUGGAGAGAGAUUUUUGAGAUUUCUCUUUUUCAGCCUGCCAUCUGGAGAGAUGGUACUAACACUGCAUGUCCUGCAGGGGGAGAGAGUUGGUCCUGGAAGCUGGUUCAGAGACAAUGCAGUGUCAGGACAGAGCCCUCCCUGCUUCUGACCUGGCUGCUAGUACUAAAUGUGUGAGGAAAAACCACACUUUGAGAUGGAAAACUAAAUUGAGAUUUCAGCAAAUGGCAGAGCAACUAAAUAUUAGGUUGUGUGUACAUUUUAUGCAGUUUUUGUAUCUAUUCCAAAUUUUAGUGAGCAGUUAACCAUAAAGUUGCUUAGUUUUCCUGCUGUUAGAUACAAGUAGAUUGUUUCCAGUUGUGUGUGUACAGUAUAUAAGAACUAAACUUUUCUGCCAAUGACUUCUGUGGUUAGUUGGUGUAUUCAUAGGUAUAAACCUGUAGCCAUCUCCUCGAGUAACAAAGGCUUGCUUUACACAUCAAAAAGUAUUUGGUCAAGCAAGUCUGAAUCACUUCUUCCUCCAAAUGGAUAGUGGUUUGGUUACAAGAUUUCAUUUUCCUGAAGAACAAAUAUUUGAAGUUGGGUAUGAACAAGAGCUGCAUCACUAGCUAUCUAGUUUGUCACUAAAAUACAGUGUAUUUAGUAAACUGAAUGUGAAAAAAGCAACAAAACCAGUGUGUGAUCUUGCCAGUAUUUCUCUAGAAGGCAAGAGACUUUGUUAUGAAAAUGGCUUUUGGCCUUGUUUUGUUUUCUCUUUACCUUCAAAAGCCAGCAGCAAACACCUGGUGUUCCUCGCUGUCUUAUGUAGUAGCAUAUAAAGACAUUGAGUCAAAAAAAAGUUCCUUUUUAGAGAAAUGUUUUAGGUUUGGGUUUUAGUGUUUUCAGCAGGGCCUUUGAAGAAAUGCAGAUGGCUUUUAAAUCUUGGCAGUGGAACGUGCUUAGGGGGCUGAUUCUAGAGUCUUUGUACAGUUGAUAGUAUUUCUGACUUUUUCUUUACUGUUUGCAGUUAAUGUUCAUGUUCUGCUAUGCAAUCAUUUAUAUGCACGUUCCUUUAAUUUUGUAGACUUUCCUGGAUGUAUAGUUUAAAAAACAGCAAAAAUUCUAUUUAAAACUGUAGCAGUAGUGUGCAGCUCUAGCAGAGGAAAGUUGUGGGAUUAAACUUUGUAUUUCCUUUCUUAUAGAGGCUUCUAAAAAGGUAUUUUUAUAUGUUCUUUUUAACAAAUAUUGUGUACUACCUUUAAAACAUCAAUGUUUUGAUCAAAAUAACUAAAGACCCAGCUUAUUUUCUGCUUGCUGUAAAUUUAGCAAACAUGCUGUAAUAAAAAACAUGAAGGAAAUACUGAUCCACUGGAAUUAUUGUAGCUUUAGAAUUUGACUCCAGAGCAUUGUUAGGAGCAGAGCUCUGCAUCCCUUAUGGAGUAAAAUCCUUACUAUGGUAUUUCAAUAGGUCAGGAAUGUAUCAUUUAAUGGCUGAAUAAAUAGAAUUUCUCGUUUUUAAAGUGGUACCAGACAAAAUAAGAACAUUAAGCAUAUGUUUUAGUCUAAUAUAUUGAAAUUUCUUUUCCAUUACUGCUGGAUGGAGUUCCCCAGGGUAAUAAUUUGGGUAUUAUUAGCCAAGUUAUCCACUUAAAAUUGGUUGUGAGGAUUCACAUGGACCCAGAUUUCUAACAUCACCUCUUGGGUUUAUGUUUGUCAUAUCAAAAGCUGUACCAGCAGCACAGGUUCUCUGGGAGGUGUAAAACUUUCCUGGUGACAGUUAGAUCUCAACCUGCCUCUUGGCACUUGUGGUGUAGGCAACCAGCAGUUCUUGGGCCACUGAAGGAAAAAAAGCACUUAAUUGCUUUGACAAACUCAUUUGCACACUUCCUAAGCUGAGCUGGGAUGGUCUGGCAGCUUUCUGCUUGUACCAGCAGCAAACCUCACCCUUUUUCAGUUUUCCUAAUGGAAUAAGAGUCUUCAUGACUAAAAUCUUACUAAAAAGUGCUCCUGUGUGAGUGUGUCACAGGAAAGUGGGGUUGUUUCUGUCAGCAGCCUGCAAGUGAUUGCUCUAAUUAACGCUCACCUUAGUCCAAGUGUAAUUAAUGUUCCCGUUAAGUCCAGCCAGAAUUACAGCUGGAUCAGUGAGGAGCAGGAGGAGGGAGGAGAAGAGAAAAUCUUUGUGUCCAGGCUGAGUUCUGAUCUGAGACUGCAGAGUAAUAGGAACAGUACCUUAACUGUUGUGUCAGCAUGUCCUUGUGUUAUGUGCCUCAACAUUUAUGUAUAGCAGAGUUAAUUUUUGUAUUGCAAAUCCAAUUCAUUGCAAGUAUAAUGUAGUAUCUGACAGUUCUGAUGGUUCUUUCUUUCUCUCCCAGAGGUAGGACUAAACUUUGACUUGACUUGUGUAUAUGAACAAGCCAGAAAAGCCGAACACAAACCCACGAUGUUUCAAGAGUGCAUGAAUAAAGAUGUUGUCCUAGUUCUUGCUCCCAUGGAAAAAAUUGUGAAGAAGCUGUUCUGUGGGCCUUUCAGUUGGGGACGAGUUAGCAGGAUGUGGCCAAAAGGGCAGGGAAUGUUUUACAUGCAAGUCCAGCCACAGCCCAUCUAGAUAACAUCUCCCUUCCUUGGUGCAGGUGUCCCAGCCCUGCCCUAUAAACAGCAGUAGCCUGUCUUGUGCAAGCUACCUGCAGGUUAUGCACAGCUGGAAUGCAAGAACAUACACAGGCUGCAAAAGAUCCUGAAUAGGCAUCUUUCUUUUGGAGUCUCAAGAAGGGUGGGGGUUAUGUUUUCUCUGUGGUAAAACUAUAGAGUUUUGUCAUUCCUGCAAAAGUAGUGUGUUGAGAACAAGAGAUUCUGCUGGAAGUAAUGGCUGUGCUCCCAAACAUCUGCAGUGGGUUGGGUUAUCUCAGCAGUGACAGAAGGCUCUAUGGGAACUUCUUUUUCACCUAAAGUCCAUGCACCCAACUGGUAAUUAAGAAUUUAGUGGUUAAGUAGCUGGGUGUUUAAAUUAGGGACUGCAAUAGAGUGGUCUCUGAAAGCUCGAUGUUACCCUUUCUAUGUCUUUUAAAGAUGUUUCAAUGUACAGUAUAAUGGCUUUAUGCAACGUUUAAGUUUUCAAUUUCAUUGUUAUUUUGAGCUCUAAGAAAGAGCUUCAUUUUUUUUUUUCCUUUUUCUGACUGUUUGAGUCUGGGUGACAGCUUGCAAGAUGCUCAGAGAAGGGCAUUUGGAUUGAGCCACAUCUCAGCACUGCUACUUGAUUUUUUGGCAGGGAUGUUGCAGAUUAACAUUUUGAAGCCUAAAGGGAUAAAUUUACACAUCUUUAGGACAUAAUCACCCAUUAAUAAUUGCUGGGGUUUUUUUUUUUCCAUUUAUCUUGUAAAUUGCUUAAAAAGUCUGUAGUCCAUUGCUAUACUACUUGUCUAAAGAUGCUCUUGCUCAUGAGACUAUGAUAGGAAGGGAAGACUAUAUGUACCCUGUAGUGUGUUUGAUCAAAAGAUGCUGAUGUUUUAUUCAUACCCAUCCUUUCUUCUUGAGUUUUGUGUUCCAUCUGUGCAAAUAACCCUGUGAAUUGGGAAUAAAAUGUACAAGUUUUGACUAUAA
This is a messenger RNA of Calypte anna (Anna's hummingbird), 5110 nucleotides long. RefSeq names its product serine and arginine rich splicing factor 10 (gene SRSF10). Bases 180 to 968 code for a protein of 262 amino acids. Gene Ontology annotation, molecular function: RNA binding. The record is from RefSeq and is a predicted model, not a curated record. The transcript is spliced from 6 exons. NCBI's taxonomy places the organism in Eukaryota, Metazoa, Chordata, Aves, Apodiformes, Trochilidae.